Molecule: messenger RNA, 1958 nt
Organism: Pungitius pungitius (ninespine stickleback)
Lineage: Eukaryota; Metazoa; Chordata; Actinopteri; Perciformes; Gasterosteidae
Gene: pigm
Product: phosphatidylinositol glycan anchor biosynthesis, class M
Exons: 8
Coding region: 263-1492 (409 amino acids)
Biological process (GO): GPI anchor biosynthetic process
Cellular component (GO): glycosylphosphatidylinositol-mannosyltransferase I complex; membrane
Molecular function (GO): alpha-1,4-mannosyltransferase activity; GPI mannosyltransferase activity
Source: RefSeq, a predicted model, not a curated record
GGUUUGUUUGUGCCAAGAGUAGAAAGCAAAGAAGAAGAAAUCAGCACUUGCACCUCCUGAUAACUUCCUAGUUGUCAUGUUUGAGUUUUUUUAAACGAGUCGCUUAUUAAAAACUCAUCACGACUCUAUUGCCAUACAUCGUAGCGGAUAAUGAAAUGAGGGAAACCUAUUCUUUGGCUAAAGUAUUCCGGCUGAAAGACGACAAACUAGCAUAGUUAGCUCCCAGAGCUAACAGGUUAAGUUACCUGCUGAGUGGUUGGUGAUGGAGAGGCUAAUAUCCAAGCUCACCGAAAAGCAUGUGCUGUUCACGGCUUCCUUCGCGAUACGACUGGCCCUGGUCGCUUAUGGAGACUACCAGGAUAGGACCAUGGUGGUGAAGUACACUGACAUUGACUACCAUGUUUUCACAGAUGCUGCAAGAUUUAUCACUGAGGGACAGUCCCCCUACAACCGAUCAACGUACCGCUACACCCCUCUGCUGGCCUGGCUGCUCACCCCGAACGUCUUCCUCAGCAUGGUGUUUGGCAAGGUCCUCUUCGUUGUGUGUGACGUGCUGUCGGGACUGCUCAUCUACAGAAUCCUCCGGCUGAGAGGUCUGAACGCUGAGACUGCACGGCGGGUUUGUUCUCUGUGGCUGCUCAACCCACUGCCCAUGGGAGUGUCCAGCCGAGGGAAUGCGGAGGCAAUACUGGCAGCUCUGGUGCUGGGGACAUUGCUCUGUAUGGAAGCCCGGCACCUGAUGUGGGCAGGCGUGCUCUAUGGUUUGUCAGUGCAUAUGAAGAUCUACCCUGUUACGUAUGCUUUGCCCAUCGCUCUAUCGCUGCGCACAGCGGAGACCACGUCCGAGAAGGGCUGGAGGCGGUUGAUUAGGUUUACAGGAAGCUUCCUCAACAGGGAGCUGCUGCUCUUUACAUGUGUGGCCGGAGGAGUUUUCUGCUCGCUCACAGCCCUCUUCUACUACAUGUAUGGAUGGGAGUUCCUUCAUGAGACCUACUUCUACCAUCUGAUCAGAAGGGACAUCAGACACAAUUUCUCUCCAUACUUCUAUAUGCUCUACCUCACCACAGACAGCAGGUGGAGCCAGUGGCUUGGCCUGGCAGCAUUCCUGCCUCAGCUCGUCCUGCUGCUGGUAGCUUCAUGGUCCUUUCACUCUGAUCUGGCCUUCUGCUGCUUCCUGCACACCGCCAUCUUUGUCUCCUUCAACAAAGUCUGCACUUCACAGUACUUCCUGUGGUACCUGUGUCUUCUCCCUCUGGUCAUCCCUCACCUGAGUCUGUCGCUGAAACAGGGAGUGGGACUGCUCUUGCUCUGGUUUGCCGGACAGGGCAUCUGGUUGGGCCCAGCCUACUUUCUGGAGUUUGAGGGCUACAACACCUUCCUGUUGAUCUGGCUGGCUGGAUUACUCUUCUUGAUCAUCAAUUCCUUCAUCUUGAUUCAGAUCAUCGGCCAUUACAAACCGAAGCAAACUCCACAGAGACUGAAGGCUGAGUGACAUUCCAGUCCUUUUAGCUGAAGAUGACGGACUAUCAAUGUUAGAAAAUAAAGUCUAUAUUUUGUUUAUUCCCCCGUUUCUUUGCUACUUCUUGUAACUUAAAAAAUGUUAGGACUGAACAGAUACAUACAGUGCUAUUAUCUGAGCGGCUAAGUCCACUAUUUCAUUUCAGGCAUUCAGAGUUAAAACCAACACUUACAUCUUCUAUGAGACACAUAGGGCCAAAAACCGCUGCUGUACUGCUUCUCUUAAACUUUGAAGUAUUUCCUUCCUACUGUGGCUACACCACAUGAUAAAAGCAGAUGUUUUACAUUCACUGUUUAGGGCAAAAUACCAACCGUAGAUCAGAGAGCAUGCACAGCCCCUGCACAGUUUAACAACCACCACGUUAAACAGCUCUGCACCAAAAUACUUAACACACCCGUCAGAAGUUGCUAGUUGCUGUUGUCUGUGCCAUUUUGGGACU